AUUUCCCUUUAGCAGCUGCAGCAAAAUUUAAAAAACGUUACAUACUUUCGAUACAGAUUCAUACCAUUAAAAAUGUCGAUUCUGCCGGUUGCUGUUCGCCCCGCGUGUCUUUUAUACACCUCCAAAGUGUGCAGCCAUCCAGUUUCAUUCUAUUCAAUACAAAAUCGUCCAAAGCGACCAUUGACAAGUUUCUUUCUGUUCCUUGGGGAGAAAAGAAAACAACCUCAAUAUGCAGGUCUUCGUGUCUAUGAAGUGACGAAGGUUGCAGCAGAAGAAUGGAAACAAAUGGAUGAAAAUGAAAAGCAGCCUUAUGUUGAUGAGAUGAAAGCUUCAUUUUCUACAUUCCAUGAAAGAUAUCAAGAGUAUUUGAACCAACUGUCAGAUCUUGAAAUUCAUGAUUUAAAAAUUGAUCGUAUGACCAAACGAGAGGAAAAAGAGAAAAAAAGAGAAAAACAGAUGAAGCUUAGGUUAGGAGAACCAAAGCGAGCUCGAAGUGCUUACACGUUCUUCAUGAUCAAUAAACUUAAAUCUGUCCCUUUAAAAGACAAAAGUGACUUUUCAGCCGCUGUACAAAAAUGUGCUCAUGAAUGGAAUGCUCUGUCUUUGGAAAGCAAAGAGGUUUUUCAAGCAAUGGCUGAUAAGGAUAAAGUACGACAUCACAAUGAGAUGCAGGAAUUUAUUGCUCGUGUCAAAGAAGAGGAUAAAAUUUAUCUUCUUCCUAAAGUGGAGCAAACUAAGUUAAGGAGGAAGGAGCGAUUGAGAGCUUCGAAAGAGUCCUUGGAGCGAAUGUUGUCAUCCACUGUGGAUAAGAUGAGGAAGUGGGACAUCCAGGAAGAAGAGGAAACAAUCCCAAAAAAUGUCUAGUGAGUCAAUUGAUCAUGAGUUUGUGAUAAACUUUUUUAAGUUCAUGUGAAACUCCAUUUAUCAUCUAUAUGCGUUGUGUAUCCUGUCACCUGGCAGCAGGGUAAAGUUACUGUCAGGGUGCUGGAACAUAUAACACCCUUAUUUUAAAAGUUGCUGUGACACCCCACACAGGCACCCCUGGUGUUACGCCUAUGGUACCACAACAUUUGAUAGAUAUUGUUGAAUUGCAUAUAGCUAAGUGUUUUGUUAAUAAUUUUGUAAAUUGCCCAACUACAUUCUUUGCAUAAACAAGUGAUCCAAGCCUUGUCCUAUUUGUAAAUAAAGUCUAAUGCAUUUCA
Messenger RNA from Ciona intestinalis (vase tunicate), 1202 nucleotides. NCBI's taxonomy places the organism in Eukaryota, Metazoa, Chordata, Ascidiacea, Phlebobranchia, Cionidae. The record is from RefSeq.